Molecule: messenger RNA, 672 nt
Organism: Brassica napus (rape)
Lineage: Eukaryota; Viridiplantae; Streptophyta; Magnoliopsida; Brassicales; Brassicaceae
Product: 50S ribosomal protein L34, chloroplastic
Exons: 2
Coding region: 52-537 (161 amino acids)
Biological process (GO): translation
Cellular component (GO): ribosome; mitochondrial large ribosomal subunit
Molecular function (GO): structural constituent of ribosome
Source: RefSeq, a predicted model, not a curated record
CUACUGUAUGUUGGUUGAUAAGAAGGAAGGAGAUAAGAAAAAAUAAUUUCAAUGGCUUCUUCCUUAUCCAUCUCCGUUGCAGCUUCGGCUUCGUCGCGUUUAUGUCAUCCUUCUUCAUCAACCGGGAAGAUUGGCGUCCCUUCCGCUUCGCUUUCUCUCAGCACGGGCUCGAGACGGGCUCCGUUUUCUCUCAGCUCUUCGACAUCAGCUUCUUCUCAGCUGCUCCAUUGCUCGUUUCUCUCUUCAUCUCUUUCCCUCGCAUCUUCAUUUUCUGGUUUGUCGGUUGCGUUUGAUCUCAGCAGUGGAGCCAGUGGCGGCCUGAACAGCCAGAAACGAAGAGGCCUUGUGGUGAGAGCUGGAAAAGCUGCUCUGUGUCAAACGAAGAGGAGCAGGUCAAGAAAGUCUCUGGCUAGGACUCAUGGUUUCCGUUUGAGGAUGAGAACCACUAGCGGUAGAGCCACCAUCAAGCGCCGGCGUGCAAAGGGUCGUUGGAAUCUCUGCCCUAAGUCCAACCCUAGCAGCGGCAAACGGGCUUGAAGCUCGUCUCUCUCCUCUCUCUAUCUGUAAUCUUGUUUGAUAUGCUCUUUUCUGCUUUUAACUCUUUUAUGUAUUCUUGAUUCGGUAUACUAUCACAUUGCGCCUUGUUGAAUUUGAAUCUAUUCGAAAGCUGAA